Protopolystoma xenopodis is the source of this 1524-nucleotide messenger RNA. NCBI's taxonomy places the organism in Eukaryota, Metazoa, Platyhelminthes, Monogenea, Polystomatidea, Polystomatidae. The record is from the annotation of a GenBank genome assembly.
AUGGCCAGAAAAUUUGCUACCAGUGAGUCCAGUCUAUUUGGUCAACUGCAACUGUUUCCAGACCCGGCAAGUAGCCUGCAGCCUUCACUCCUUCUACCUCCUACCGGUAUGCUAGCAGCUUCACCUACCGAUCAUAUGCUAUCAAAUGGGCGCUUUCAACGUCUUCUAACAUCGCCUAUAAACACACCUUUUGGCGUCAGCAGACUUUUUACUCCACCAAUGUGCAAUAAAAACUCUCAUGGCCAAGACCUGAGCAUCUGCAGUAGCAGCAACAAAACAACCACCACAUCAAUGGAUCCCAUCAUCAACUCGAAUGCAAAUUAUGCAAAUGGCAGUGGCGCCUACAAUGGCAGCAGCUGUAGCAUAAGCAUGGGAGGAGUUCAUAACUGCACUAGUACCUUCAGUAACUAUCUUGGACCAACAAGCCACAAUCGCCAAUUGCCAAUAACGGUACCUUCUUUGCAAGCCACGCCUCCCUUGGCCAACUGCUCGUCCGGAGCUGCCCAAUUUCAAGCCGGCCAGAUACAUCCUCACCUCCUACUUCGUGGGCUUGGCAUGCCUGGACCUGGUCUAGGCCUUCAUUUCGCUCGCUUUCCUCCACCGUUGCCGCCUCCGUCGGCUUCGUUGCAGCAACCCCCACCCAUCUGUGAUCUGUCAGACCUCAUAGGAGAUCCAAAUCUGCUACAAGUCUCCCUAUCUGGAUUUGGUAUGGGGCUACCCAACGCAGAGGCUCUUGCCAGUCACGAAGCUCUGCUGCGACUUACUGGACCUCUAGUGUCCGGAGAAAAUUCCCUUUCAGGAGGCCCAUUGUCUCAACUAACUGGAGUUGGCCUGCUUGCCACUCCAGGGGUAUCCGGACCCGCAACAGGAAAUCUAAUGCCGCCCCACUCUACUCAACCUCCACCACAUCCAACCCCUUCUCUUCCUCCUCUUAGCUUGGCUUCAUCAGUGGCAGCCACGCUGUCGGCGGCUCCAGUUACCAGGGUGAUACAAGCGCAUCCUUCUCCUCCACAUCCCGUUCCUGCUCCUUCACUUGCCUUGCCACUUGCCUAUCCGCUUACACUUUCUCUCACAGCUGGGCUCGCUGGACUCGUAAACGCCAUCCAUUCACCUCUGGCUACCCCGAUGCCUCCACUUCCACUUCCACCUCCCCUAUCCCAGGCGUCAGUAGCUACUACGUCUCAGCUGUCUGGCAUUACUCGACCACCACAACAGCCGACAAUCCCAGGAAGUACUCUUGCUGGAGGUGAACGUUUGAUUAGAGAACUGGUUAUACACAACGAUUUAAUCGGUUGUAUUAUUGGUCGUGGAGGCACAACGAUCAGUGAAAUUCGGUCAACUUCUGGGGCUCAAAUAAAAAUAGCCAAUGGAGAGGAGGGUAGUCGAGAGAGGAAGAUAACAAUAACAGGCACACCAGAAGCUAUUCAGAUGGCUAUGAUUUUGAUUACAAGCAGGUCAGUUUCUAAAGACAUUUCUACAAUAUUUUUGAUCUCCUGCCUAAUUUAUAUUCGAAAACCGGAAUAA